AUGGGUUUGAGACCUUAUCAAAGUUCGAAUGAUCUCUUGAUUCAAGUAUGUUCAGCUGGUCUUUAUGGAUUUCCAAUAAUAGCACACCAAAUGUUUUAUCAGCUCGCCUUUUCAAAAGUCCCUCUAGUGACAACUAUCAAAGUGCUGCAGUAUGUGUUCGCAGCUAUAUGUUUUCUGUAUACUUACAGUAAUUAUUACUUAAAAUACGUACAAUUUGAUUAUGAGCAUAUGUCUAGUAAAUAUGAUUUCGAUAUUACGGAAAGAUAUAUUAAAGAGAGCAAACUAUAUACGUUUUCAAUCAUUGUUAUCUUUAACAUCUAUUUUCUUGCAACAAUAACACCCUGUUUCUUAAAUGUUGUAUCAUAUCAACCCAGUACAUUGAAAAAUGUUAAUUUAACUUUACCCUUUCCUAUUAAUUAUGUUUUAAAUCCUGGGCCGAUAUAUUAUACUUUGCUUAUUUAUCAAGCAAUAGAAAUCUAUAUAUCAAUAACUUUAGCAAUCAUAUGUUUUUCAACGUAUUUGGUAUUCGUAAAUCAUGCGUGUUGUCAAUUAAGCGUUGUAAGAUUGAAAAUUGGCCAUCCUUUUCGAGAAUCUCAGAAAUUUAACCAAAUUUGGAAUGAAUACAAUUGGAUAGUCGACGUAAUAAAGCAUCAUGAAAGGAUCAUGGAAUAUGUUGAUUUCCUCAAUUGUAGUUCAAAGAGAAUUUACUUAAUCGAAAUUUCCUUUAUUAUGCUCUUCAUUAUAUUGGAUUUCUUGUUUAUAUUUCAAGUUUCAUCGGUGAGGGAAAAUAUAACCCAAAUUAUCGAAUGUAGUUCCUACAUUGCAUGCUCUAUAUUUGUUACUUUUGUUAAUUUUUAUAUUGGACAGACGCUUAUUAACCAUAGCGUAGAAGCUCGCGAUGAAUUGUGUAAAAUACCAUUCUAUAAUCUUUCAAUUAGAGUUCAAAAAUUGUUGUUAUUUAUGUUAAUGAGAUGGUCGAAGCCAUGCGUGCUUUCAAUCGGAGAUGUAUUCGUAUCGUCGCAUAAAGCAUUCGCUGGGCAAGAAGCAUGAGACCGUGCAGGCUUUCAAUCCA
Vespa velutina is the source of this 1072-nucleotide messenger RNA. RefSeq lists its product as uncharacterized. Gene Ontology annotation, cellular component: plasma membrane. Bases 1 to 1050 code for a protein of 349 amino acids. The transcript is spliced from 10 exons. The record is from RefSeq and is a predicted model, not a curated record. Gene Ontology annotation, molecular function: olfactory receptor activity; odorant binding. Gene Ontology annotation, biological process: sensory perception of smell; detection of chemical stimulus involved in sensory perception of smell. Lineage: Eukaryota; Metazoa; Arthropoda; Insecta; Hymenoptera; Vespidae.